AUGAGGUUUCGUGUACCCAGCCAGCAAAUAGAUCUGCAUACAAAAUGCGUGCUGGAUGUGGAUGAAAACAAAGUUAUCCUCCAUCCUGUGAACACUAACCUGUCCAAAGGAGAUGCCAGGAACCAACCAAAGGUCUUUGCCUACGACCAUUGCUUCUGGUCUAUGGAUGAAGCUGUCAAAGAAAAAUAUGCAGGCCAAGAUAUUGUUUUCAAGUGCCUCGGAGAGAACAUUCUCCAAAAUGCCUUUGAAGGCUACAAUGCUUGUAUCUUUGCUUACGGGCAGACUGGAUCUGGGAAAUCUUACACCAUGAUGGGCACAGCCGACCAGCCUGGAUUAAUUCCUCGGCUCUGUAGCGCCCUCUUUGAAAGAGCCCAGGAAGAGGAGAGUGAAGAGCAGAGUUUCAAGGUGGAGGUGUCCUACAUGGAGAUUUAUAACGAGAAAGUCAGAGAUCUUCUGGACCCAAAGGGGAGCCGACAGUCCUUAAAAGUCAGAGAGCACAGCGUCUACGGACCUUACGUCGAUGGGCUGUCGAAGCUGGCCGUUGCCAGCUACAAGACGUCUGGUGAGAAAGUAGGGAAACUGAGCCUCGUGGACUUAGCAGGAAGUGAAAGAGCAACCAAGACAGGAGCUGCAGGGGACAGGCUGAAGGAAGGAAGCAACAUCAACAAGUCCCUCACAACUCUAGGGCUGGUCAUUUCCGCCCUUGCCGAUCAGGCUGCGGGCAAAAAUAAGAACAAAUUCGUCCCAUAUCGUGAUUCAGUGCUGACUUGGCUACUCAAAGACAGCCUCGGGGGCAACAGCAAGACGGCCAUGGUUGCGACGGUCAGCCCAGCAGCAGAUAAUUACGACGAGACCCUUUCUACCCUGCGGUACGCUGACCGGGCCAAGAACAUUGUGAACCACGCUGUGGUGAACGAAGAUCCCAAUGCCCGUAUCAUCCGGGAACUGCGUGAAGAAGUGGAGAAGCUCAAGGAACAGCUCACCAAAGCAGAGGCUAUGAAAUCUCCAGAACUCAAAGAACGCUUGGAAGAAUCAGAAAAACUUAUCCAGGAGAUGACGGUGACCUGGGAAGAGAAGCUAAGGAAGACGGAAGAAAUUGCACAGGAACGGCAGAAGCAGCUCGAAAGUCUUGGCAUUUCUCUUCAGUCUUCCGGGAUCAAAGUUGGUGAUAACAAGUGCUUCCUGGUGAAUUUGAACGCCGACCCUGCCCUCAAUGAACUUUUGGUCUAUUACUUAAAGGAGCACACCUUAAUUGGGUCUGAUAACUCGCAAGAUAUCCAGCUUUGUGGCAUGGGCAUUCUCCCUGAACACUGCGUCAUUGAUAUCACCUCAGACGGGCAAGUCAUGCUGACGCCUCACAAGAAUACCAGGACCUUCGUAAACGGCGCUGCUGUCACUGGUCCCACGCAGCUGCUUCACGGAGAUAGGAUCCUGUGGGGGAACAACCAUUUCUUCAGGCUGAAUUUGCCCAAGAAGAAAAAGAAGGCAGAAACGGAGGAGGAAGAUAAAGACGGCGCCAUGAAAGGAAGCAGCAGCAACGAGCAGCUGGAUCUAGACGGCGACAGCUCUAGCGAAGUUUCCAGCGAGAUCAAUUUCAACUACGAAUACGCCCAGAUGGAAGUCACCAUGAAAGCCCUGGGCGGUAACGAUCCUAUGCAGUCCAUUUUGCAAAGUCUGGAGCAGCAGCACGAGGAGGAGAAGCGAUCAGCCCUGGAACGGCAGAGACUUAUGUAUGAACACGAGCUGGAACAGCUUCGAAGGCGCUUGUCUCCGGAAAAGCAGCAGUUCCGUGCCAUGGAGAGGUUCUCCUUCCACUCUCCCAACGCUCAGCAGCGGCUACGGCAGUGGACGGAGGAGAGGGAAGAGAUGUUGAACCACAGCCUGAGGAAACUGAGGGAGCAAAUCAUGAAGGCCAACUUGUACAUGAGAGAAGCCAGCUUCAUUGCGGAAGAGAUGGACAAAAGGACGGAGUACAAGGUCACCCUUCAGAUCCCGGCCUCCAGCCUGAAUGCCAACAGAAAGCGAGGGGCUGUGCUCAGCGAGCCGGCGAUCCAGGUGAGGCGGAAAGGGAAAGGGAAACAGAUCUGGUCCUUGGAGAAGCUGGAGAACCGGCUGGUGGACAUGAGAGACCUCUAUCAAGAAUGGAAAGACUGCGAGGAAGAUAACCAGGUCAUGAGGUCUUACUUCCGGCGUGCCGAUCCCUUUUACGACGAACAAGAGAACCACAGCCUCAUUGGGGUGGCCAAUGUCUUCCUGGAGUGCCUUUUUUACGAUGUGAAGCUGCAGUACGCUGUGCCCAUUAUCAAUCAGAAAGGAGAGGUGGCCGGCCGUCUCCACGUGGAAGUGGUGCGUGUGAGCGGAGAGAUCGGGGAGCGAAUUGCAGGAGGGGACGACAGCCCGGAGGGCUCCCCCGAGAAUGAUGUCCAGGAGAACAAGCUGGUGUGCCUGAUCAAAAUCCUUCAGGCUACCGGCUUGCCUCAGCAUCUCUCCAAUUUCGUCUUCUGCAAGUAUUCUUUCUGGGACCAGCUGGAACCUGUGACGGUGGCCCCCGAGGUGGAUCCUUCACUCUCCCCCAUCAGCAAGGAGCCGCGAUGCAUGGUCGUCUUUGACCACUGCAAUGAGGUUUCCGUCAACAUUACAGAAGAUUUUAUGGAGUACCUUUACGAUGGCGCUUUAGCCAUUGAGGUUUACGGGCAUAAGCAGUGUGACCCUCGGAAGAAACCAGCCCUGUGGGACCUGGGAAUCAUUCAAGCCAAAACGAGAAGCCUCCGAGACCGGCUACGGCCGGCAGAGGGUCAGUCCCGUCGGAUUCAGGUGGAAGUGAAGUCCGUGCAAGAGUCUGGGACGUUGCCGCUGAUGGAAGAAUCCAUCUUGUCCGUUGCAGUGGGUUGCGUUCAGACAAGAAACAUCAGGCCGCCCAAAAAUCACGAGAACCACCAGGAGGAAGAUGAUGACAUGGACAGUUACCAGGACAGGGACCUGGAGAGGCUCCGUCGGAAGUGGCUGAAUGCGCUUACAAAACGCCAAGAAUAUCUCGAUCAGCAGUUGCAGAAACUGGCAGGGAAGCCUGACAAAACCGAAGAUGAUGCAGACCGAGAAGCUCAGCUGUUAGAAAUGAGGUUGACACUCACCGAAGAAAGAAAUGCUGUUAUGGUGCCGUCGGCGGGCAGCGGGAUCCCCGGAGCACCCGCAGAAUGGUGUUUGGUACUUCGCAGCCCUGCCUCCGCUGCAGACGAUUUUAGCUCUCAGGAUAACCUCGAUGAGCCAGAAGCUGGCGGCUGGGAUGCUACAUUGACUGCGGAAGAGGAAGACGAGCUGUUUGAAUUGCAGAUCGUGAAGCAUCACGAGAGCGAGGCAAAGGCUGAAGCUUCCUGGGAUUCCACCGUUCACAACUGUAUACAGCUGAGCAGAGGAACGGCAGCCGAGCAGAGGGUUUACCUUAUUGUGCGUGUGGCCGUGCAGCUCAGCCACCCGGCCGAAAUGCAGCUUGUCCUCCGGAAGCGGAUUUGCGUCAACGUUUAUGGCAAGCAGGGUUUUGCCCAGAGUUUCCUAAGGAUGAUGUCUUACCGAAGCUCUGUGCCUGGCUGCGGAGUCACCUUCGAAGUUGUUUCGAAUAUUCCAGAGGACGCUCAAGGAGCAGAAGAACGGGAGGCACUAGCCAGAAUGGCGGCCGACGUGGAGAACACCGCUUCGGCUGACUCAGAGGCCCAUAUAGAGAAAUACCUCCGGAGUGUACUGGCUGUGGAGAACAUCCUUACUCUGGACCGGUUACGCCAGGAAGUUGCUGUGAAGGAGCAGGUCACGGGCAAAGGAAAGCUGUACCGGAAGAGUCUCAGUUCCCCGAACGUGAAUCGGCUCUCUGGAAGCCGCCAAGAUCUCAAUCCGCCCUAUAGCCUUGCUACUUACAAAUUUCCAAAAGUCCUGCCAGAGAGCCGUUGGGAAAGUCAACAGGAUGUGUCACAAAGUUCAGCCCAGUCCAACCGGUCCAGAGCGAGUCUCCCGGGCUGUCCUCAGCAAAACGGUUCUACCGAUCCAGGACUGACCAGCCUGGCCGCCUCUUACUUGACUCCUGUGAAGUCCCUCGUGCCUCAGAUGCCAAAGCUGCUUAAGUCUCUCUUUCCUGUUAGAGAUGACAAGAAGAAGAGCAGGCAGCUGUCUCCUCUUUCACAGCAGCCUGUCCCACGGAUUAUGGUCCAGUCCGCCAGCGUUGAUGCCAGCGCUGCAAAACUGAAGCAGGCCGCCUCAGGGGACGGGCGCAAAGAACCUUUCGAGGUGGCCGCGCACUCGACUGAGCUGGAGAAGAACCCGGAAAGGUCUACCAAGGUGCCUUUGCAACAACCCUCCGUGGACGCUCAAACUCAGGACUCCCAAGAGGGGCCACCGAGCCCCUUGAGCGAAGCCUCCAGCGGCUACUUCUCCCACAGCGUUUCCACGGCGACCCUUUCGGAAGCACUCGCUCAGGCGAACGAGGCGACCCUUCAGGUGGUGGGCGGCCAGGCGCCCGCCACAAACGAGGCUCCCCAGCCUCCCGCCGCUGCCCUGCAGGGGUCUACGAUGGACACCCCCCUAAAAUCGUGCCCGGUUUUACCUUCGGACUCUUCUCUCCCCAGAGGGGAUCUGGUUAGCCCUAGCCUUAAACUUGAUCCAACGAGAACUAAGGACGGUGAUCAAGUGAGCAGCGACAGCCACUUAGGGUCAAAGCCCGUUCGUUCUUCUGCCCCUCCAGCUGAAGACCAAGGAGCUACCUCUCCAGCUGCAGAGGGCACAGGUGGCCCUUCUACCUCUCCGUCAAGGCAGAAAGAGUUGAGGGAAAGACUGACAUCUUCACAGCCGCCUUUGGCUUCACCCGGUGGGAGUCCCCCUCGGGCGGGAAAGCCAGCCUCCAUCGGUGAGACGGGACCUUCCAGAGCCCCAGUUCUUUCCGACCUCUCCCCGCCACCCAGCGGCACAGUCUCGCCAUUCAAAAUCCAAAGAGUCAGGACGUCCGAGCUCCGCUCCUUCUCCAGCAUGUUGGGAGGAGAACCGGGAGCCUCCUUGAGUUCCGAAGACGAGAAAAGCCGUCGGAAUUCACAAGGGCCCAACCCGGACAACGGCAGCGAAGCUGGCCCCGAGGAAAAACCCGGCACAGCGUCGGACUCUGAAGAAACCAACGAAGUCCCGGACUGGCUGAAGGAGGGCGAAUACGUGACCAUCGGGACCAGUAAGAGCGGGACCGUGAGAUACGUUGGCCCCACGGACUUCCAGGAAGGGACCUGGGUCGGAGUUGAGUUGGAUUUGCCGUCAGGUAAGAACGACGGUUCCAUCGGAGGAAAGCAAUACUUCAAGUGCAAUCCAGGUUAUGGGCUCCUGGUGAAGCCGAGCCGAGUCAAAAGGGCGACCGGACCAGCGAGGCGCCGGAGCGCGGGGAUGAGACUGCAAGGGGGAGCAGCGCCAGAGCUCCAGAGGAGCGGCCCGCUGCCGGGCUCCACCUCCAGCCUCACGUCUUUGACGGCCCUUGCCAAAACGGAAGGCGGGGCAGCCUUACGACCCGAAAAGACCCCUAAGAAUACCGAGGACCGUAAGUCGUGGGCGAACUGAUUGGAUGAUGGGACCUCUCGGAGCGGGCCUUUCUUGGGAGCAGCCUUACUUUGCACAGCCGAACUGUCGGGGGAUGAGGGGCAGCCAGCCGGCACCCUGCGGACCCCUAACCCCGUAGCAGAAUCUAUGCAUUUGUGUUCUCCGCUAGAAGCCUCUGUAGACCUUCUGUCCUUGUUAGGAGGGAGUCGCGCGUUGAGACUCCCGAUGCAGACAGAGAUCCUUUUGUACAAGUGUGUCCAGCCGAUUUCUCCCAGUUCACCAGGGUUGUGAGUGUGUCGUCCAUGGAAGGACCUUCCCAACAUGGACUGCCUCCAUUUCCAACUCCAGCCGAAAGGGCUGACCAUGAGCAAUGGUCCGACCCAGCUUUGGCUCAUCUUACAAGUAACAGCCUACUACGAACAGGGUCUGUUUCUAAUCUUUUAACUCCUCUGUUUGACAUCAACGGGAAGGUCUUGUGUCUUGCUGUCCUGGAAUGAGCUAGGCCUUUUGAAUGCCUAAGGUGUUUCUUUGGGUUUGGGUUGGUGUUCCUUUUUUUAAUGCAUCCUUAAUUUAAAUGUCCUUCCUCUAGCCGGUAACGGUAUUUAAAUGUGUGCUUUGUUUGCUAUUUAAAAACGAAAAAUGGCAAACAAAACAAGAAGAGAAAGUCGAUUUCUCUCCCCUUUAGCAUUGUUUGAGGGGGCCAGAACGCCCUCCGGUGCUACCCUCCUUAUAAAAGUCCGUUCUGAACGGUUGAUCCGACGUUGCUUAAAGUAACCGUAAAGUAGGCGGUACCUAGGGUGGUGUUACCCGAUGGAGUGAUGGGACUAGGGCUCUGGAGACCCGGGUUCGAAUCCCUGCUCAGCCGUGGAAGUUCACUGGGGAAGUAGCAUUGGCAAAACUACUCUUCAAAGGUCUCACGUAUCUUGGAAGCCCUCUCACAGUUUGCCAUAAGUUGGUUCCAACUGGAGGGCAUGUGACUAACUAAC
Messenger RNA from Pogona vitticeps (central bearded dragon), 6542 nucleotides. The record is from RefSeq and is a predicted model, not a curated record. NCBI's taxonomy places the organism in Eukaryota, Metazoa, Chordata, Lepidosauria, Squamata, Agamidae.